Molecule: messenger RNA, 1816 nt
Organism: Lolium rigidum
Lineage: Eukaryota; Viridiplantae; Streptophyta; Magnoliopsida; Poales; Poaceae
Product: protein ENL-like
Exons: 1
Coding region: 1-1437 (478 amino acids)
Source: RefSeq, a predicted model, not a curated record
AUGGCCGUGGUGCAGGCGGCGUCGGUGCUGGGGAGCUUCCCGUUCAGGGCGGCCGUGGUCGCGCUCUGCGUGCUGCUGCUCCCGCUCAUCCCGUCGCCACGGGCGCCGGCGGCGGGGGAAGGGGACGGGGACGGAGGCGGGCGGCAGGCGUUCUUGGCCAAAGUGUGGGAGCUGCUGCACCUGCUCUUCGUCGGGAUCGCCGUGUCGUACGGGCUUUUCAGCCGGAGGAACGACGCUGGAGGGCGGGUCGGUGUUGGUGAGAAGGAUGCUGCCGCGGCGGGGAAGGCGGACGCGAGGUACGUCUCGCGGAUGCUGCAGGGCGAUCUCGUGUUCGACGAUGAUGGCGAUGACCGGGUGCCGGACAGCCCCCACGGUGGCGGGGCGCGGUCUUGGAGCGCACUGCACCACCCGCAGGAGCCUGUGGUCAUGGUGGCCUCCGGCGGAGGCGGCCGGAACCACGCCGCCCAGCAGGCGCCAAUGUCGCUGCCCGUCCGGAGCCUCAAGCAGCAGGACUCCGGCGCCGCGGGAUACGGCAAUGGCGAGGCGCGUGCGCGGCCGCGCGCCCAGGAGACCGUGCUCCCUUCUCCAAUCCCCUGGCGAUCACGGUCCGGGAGGUUCGACGCGUCGACGAACAGCCCCUCGCCGUCGCCGAAGAGGCUGUCACCCGCGUCGUCCAUGUCCAACGAGACAUUGGCCAAGGCCAGCGAGGAGCAGGCCGCCGUCCCGAAGCGGAGGAGCACGCACAAGUCCUACAUUUCCUCCCCACCGCCGCCGCCGCCACCUCCACCUCCAUUCCUUGUCCACGGCUACCACCCUGUGGCUGAGCGCCGGACCACGGCGGCGAAGAGCUUCAAGGAGGAGCUGCAGGAUCACAGUACAAGGGGCAGAGGAGAUCGUGACCACUACUCGCAGAGCUUCAGCAAUUCUUCUACUUACACCAACUCGUCUCCGGCGAAUCCAAGAAGCUCUUUCGACGGCUCCUCCUUGUCGUCGGCGCCAUCACUUGGUAAAUCGGUGAGAACAAUCAGGCCGAGAGAAGGGAUUCAACCCCAAAUCCAAGAACUGCCUGACGAAGAAGAAGAAGCCGGUGAUGCACCGGAUAAUUCGCAUGGUUCAGAAGAGCCAUACGGAUACAACGCUUACCAAUCCAUCCCCAGGUUCCAGUACGAGAGAGGGAGCAGCGACCCGAUCCUGGGCAAAGUGGCUGUCUCCUCCGACGAGACCGAAAGCAGCGACGAUGACGAGGACGGCGUCGGCGCGUACUCGACGAGGACGAACUCGCCGAGGGAAUCGCCGCCGACACCGGAGGUGGACGAGAAUGAGGUGGACAAGAAGGCGGAGGAGUUCAUCGCCAAGUUCAGGGAGUCGAUCAGGCUGCAGAGAAUCGAAUCGAUCAAGAAGUCCGCCGGGCCCCGUGGCGUCAAGCAUGGCAAGUAGCUCAGCUCGACUCGCCGCCGGUGAUCAUCCAUCUCCGGCAGGCGCUGGUUUUGCUAAUUAAGCUUUUCAGUGAACUGCUAGCUAAUGUUCAGAGAUAACAUACUACGUCGUUAUAGUUUUCAAGAACCACCUGUAAACAUUCAUGUAGGUGAUGAAUGGGAGUGUACUUGUGUUCAUGCCAUGAUCAUGACAUGGCAUGCUGGUAUUUUUGGGGGCACAAUUAAGAGAUCGACCGAUCCAUCUCUAGGGUUGAGGAUUAGGCGUAAUUGGUUUGCCUAAGUGAAUGCUGCUACCACUGUAUCUUCUUCUGCAACUGACCAGCUGUAGUACUAUUCUCUAUUUGGUCAGUAGUUCAGUUCAGCUUAACUUUACAGCAACA